This is a messenger RNA of Cololabis saira (Pacific saury), 1740 nucleotides long. RefSeq names its product insulinoma-associated protein 2. The transcript is spliced from 4 exons. Gene Ontology annotation, molecular function: DNA-binding transcription repressor activity, RNA polymerase II-specific; RNA polymerase II cis-regulatory region sequence-specific DNA binding. Gene Ontology annotation, biological process: negative regulation of transcription by RNA polymerase II; regulation of cell cycle process; neuron differentiation. The record is from RefSeq and is a predicted model, not a curated record. NCBI's taxonomy places the organism in Eukaryota, Metazoa, Chordata, Actinopteri, Beloniformes, Belonidae. Gene Ontology annotation, cellular component: nucleus; transcription repressor complex. Bases 1 to 1740 code for a protein of 579 amino acids.
AUGCCUCGGGGCUUCCUGGUGAAGAGGAGCCGGCGCAGCCCGGCGUCCUACCGGGCGCGGCAGAGCAGCGACACCGGAGCAGAGCCGUGCAGCCGGGACCGGGGCGGCACCGGCGGGGCUGGGGGUCCUGGUGGAGGUGCAGGUUCUGCAGGUGGUGCAUGUGCUGCAGGUGAUGCAUAUGCUGCAGGUGAUGCAUGUGCUGCAGGUGCAGGUGCUGCAGAUUCUGGAGCUGGUGCAGGUGGUGCAGGUUCUGCAGCAGGCAGGCAGGCGUGGAGCCCGCACAUGCACUCCGCGCUGGGGGCGGAGGCGGAGCGCCAUGCGCGCUUGCCGGACUCCGAGGAGCCGGCGGGGACCCUCUCCACCCGGGGUGGGUCUGAUCUGUCCUGCUUCUACGAGUCCUGCAGCCCGAUCAACCCCAUCAGCACCCGUCUGGAACCCGGGAAGCAGGUGUCCUUCAGCGGCAGGUGUCUCACAUCCCCCCCGGUGCCGGAGAUCCCCGUCCUGCCGUUCCUGGGAACCCCCGCGCCCGCAGCGGUGUCCAUGGAGAGACUCCUCUCCUCCAGCAGCAGCAGCAGCCGCCACUACUCCCAGCCCAUGCACGCUCUCGGUGACCAGUACGAGCCCAGUUUGCAUGCUCACCUGUUCCCACCUGUGGCUCUGAUGACCCCCAGCAAGCACCAGAACAAGCCCGCCCUGCAGGGCAACCUAACCCCCCCUAAAAAGCCCAAGGUGACGCGUAAACUCAACUUCGAGGAUGAGGUUUGCACCUCGCCCGUGCUGGGUUUGAGGAUCAAGAAGGAGAGCCCGGAGGCGAGGAGGAGGCACCAGCAGCGGGACAAGCAGGGGCCCCCCGCGGGGCCCCGGGCCCCCCUGGGGGAGUUCAUCUGCCAGUUGUGCAAGGAGCAGUACCCGGACCCCUUCUCCCUGGCGCAGCACCGGUGCUCCCGCAUCGUGCGGGUGGAGUACCGGUGUCCCGAGUGCGACAAGGUGUUCAGCUGCCCGGCCAACCUGGCGUCCCACCGGCGCUGGCACAAGCCCCGGCCGGUGGUGCAGCAGCAGCUGGAGGGGAAGGAGAACGACGCGCUGCUGCUGCUGACCCGGGACCGAGCACCCCGGUCCCGGGAGGCUCGGACCCGGGUCAGCCCGGACCAUGAGAGCCGGGACCCGGACUACGACCUGAGAGCCGCCGACAGCCCUCCAUCCAGCCUCCUCCUGCUCAUCAGUAAGAAUGAAAUUGUUCUGCCAUGGCACCUUCCUCCUCCUCCUCCUCCUCCUCCUCCUCCUCCAACUCUCUCCGCCCCGCAGUUCGUCCCCUCUCUCCCGGACGAGGAGGUGUACGAGUGCCGCUACUGCGGGAAGAAGUUCCGCCGGCAGGCUUACCUGAAGAAGCACAUGGUGGCGCACGAAGUGACGCCUCCGUACGGGCCGGAGAGCGAGGCCGGCGGCGGCGUGUGCAUGUGUCACCUGUGCGGGGCGCGCUUCCCCUCGGCCGACAUCAGGGACAAGCACCGGCUCUGGCACGCCAUGCGGGACGAGCUGCUGGCGGAGACCCGCAGGGUGGAGACUGUGUUCCAGGGCAGUGGUUCCGAGGAGGGAGACCCUGCACAGCACCAGAGCUUCACCUGCAAGUACUGUCCCUCCACCUUCUUCAGCUCACCUGGCCUCACCAGACACAUCAACAAGUCUCACCCCACCGAGAACCGGCAGGUGAUGCUGCUGCAGAUGACAGUCAGGCCGUGA